AUGCAGCAAUGUUUAUUUACGCUGACACUACUCUGUAUAACUGUCAAAGAUAUAUCAGGUAGCUGGGAAGAAUGGUGGACGUACGACGGUAUAUCAGGUCCAGGUUUUUGGGGUCUAAUCAACCCACAAUGGAGCAUGUGCAACAAAGGUCGCCGACAGAGCCCGGUCAACAUCGAGCCAGACAAACUUCUGUUUGACCCGUGGCUGCGAGACAUACAAUUUGACAAACAUAAGGUCAGUGGGGUUCUCCAGAACACUGGUCAGUCACUAGUCUUCCGUGUAGAAAAGGACAGCAAGCACCAAGUCAACAUCAGUGGCGGUCCGCUCUCUUAUAGAUACCAGUUUGAAGAAAUAUACUUUCACUACGGAUUAGAUGACAAUAGAGGAUCUGAACAUCAAAUUGACCAUCAUACGUUUCCUGGCGAAAUUCAAUUAUACGGUUUCAACAAAGAACUGUACCAUAACAUGUCUGAAGCACAACAUAAAUCACAAGGCGUCGUGGGCAUCUCACUAAUGGUCCAAAUUGGAGAGCCAACAAACAAAGACUUAAGACUCAUUACGAGCGCCUUCAACAAAGUUAUGUACCGAGGCAGUUCCUAUCCCAUAAAGCAUCUACCCCUAAGCUCUUUGUUGCCCAACACUCAGCAGUACUUGACAUACGAAGGCUCCACCACCCACCCAGGCUGUUGGGAAACAGCCGUCUGGAUUAUAUUCAAUAAGCCCAUCUAUAUAUCAAAACAAGAGAUGUACGCGAUACGUCGUUUGAUGCAAGGUUCGCAGUUAACGCCAAAAGCGCCCCUCGGGAACAACGCCCGUCCCGUACAACCUCUUCACCACCGCACUGUGCGAACUAACAUCAACUUUAACAAACAAGGGUUACCGGUAUCGAGCAACUGUCCAGAUAUGUACCGCAAUAUGCACUAUACAGCAACUCAGUGGCCAAGAGAACACAGUAUGCGGUACAGAAGCACUGAAGACCUAGCGAUGCUCUCUCUAAAC
Brenthis ino (lesser marbled fritillary) is the source of this 999-nucleotide messenger RNA. The record is from the annotation of a GenBank genome assembly. NCBI's taxonomy places the organism in Eukaryota, Metazoa, Arthropoda, Insecta, Lepidoptera, Nymphalidae.